Messenger RNA from Schistosoma turkestanicum, 4534 nucleotides. Lineage: Eukaryota; Metazoa; Platyhelminthes; Trematoda; Strigeidida; Schistosomatidae. The record is from the annotation of a GenBank genome assembly.
CGCGGAAUGAAUAAUGUUUUGGGUUUUCGACAUUCCUUGGUUUUAUUUUGUCACGGUUCGAUGGAUUCUACAGGAUUUAAAUAAAAAUUGUUGAUAAUUGAUAUUUGAGAGAGCUUGGUGUAUCAAAAAAUAUCUGUUGAUCUGUAUGACACUAUUGCAAAUGAGCGGUCAAACCAGACUGGCAACUAACCAUGGUUCUUUAAAGUUGCAACCGUUCAUUGUUAGUGAAACAAUUAAUUUAACAAAGAAUUGUGGCUUGCUUAAAACGGGCGAUGAGUCUGAUUUUUACUUAUCUCCACUACCUACACUAUUGAAUGAUGAAGCUCCGGUCAAUAAUAACACUAUUCCUGGAAUGCAAGAAGUUUUUGACAAGCUGGCAUCACGUCCUCAUCCAUCUCCGAUCUUGGCGGCCACGCUUACGAAAUUCGGGAGUCAUAUUGAUGUUUGCCAAGAUCCAGUUAGCAACAAGAGUUUAUUGAACUCAAACACAUUACAUAGUCAUAACGGUUCUGAUUUAUCAAGAACGUCACAAGUUUACUUAAAAUCACAAGUUGAGAACUCCUCUUCGUUUAUUGAUUUGAACGAUUUUCCAUCUAGUCCUCUAUCCGGUGCAUUUGCUGAUUUUCAGUCACUAAGAUAUGUCCCUCUAAGUUUAGAUUGUUCUUCUUCAGCAAGCAUUUCACUGUCAACUGCAAAUUCAGUACUCGAUCAGUGUGUUGAUGAAAAUGAUUGUUUACCGGUUUACAGUAAUUGUCCUCCUAGUCUUGAAGAGGAAGAAAGUGAUUUGGUGCCUAGUGAACUUGUUCAAUUCGUUAGUGAAUCUACACGUCAGAUACCGAAUGAUUUGGUGGAUGUUGUUUCUGCCGGAGAUUCUGAUAUCGAAAAUAUAGAUCAUGAAGCUCGAUUAGCUUCCCUGUGUAUACCUAUCCUUCGCUCACCAUCACUUGGACAUUCUCAUAUGAUAGAAAAUGCACGGCCACCUACACUAUCACCUGAAUCAUCAGGUUGCCCACAUUCACCUUUUGAUCAUAUUGACAUUUCAUCAGAUCCAAGUUAUGAUAAGUCUUAUUUUACUCAAACUCCUGACUGUGUGUCCGACAAUAUAACUAAACAGCAAAUUCUUUCUCCAGAAUUACUAUCUUUACCUCAUGGUAGGUCAUCUGAUGAGCUUAUGUCUUGUAACGACAAUAAUCUUUCACAUAACAUAGAUCCUUUAAUAUUAACAUCACAUGUUAAUACUUCAGAUUUUAUUUCUACUAACAAUCACUAUACAUGUAAUUCUGAUCACCCGGAUUUAAUAACAAACUGUUCAAGUUGUGUCAUGCAUUAUUCUACCUCUGAGUUAUCUGAACAUGAAAUAUUACCGACCAAAGUGUGCAAUGAAUACAAAGUUACACUAUCUUCAUUAUCAACAUCAACAUCUGCAGAAUCAUCAUUACUCUCAAACAAUGUUCGUCUAAAUCAAGUUGGACCUUUUACACAACAAUCACUUCAAAAUCAUUUCAUAGUGAAAGAUGUAAUUAAUCACCCGAACACAAGCGUCAAUAAUCUAAGUGAUUUUCAGUGUAUUAUUACUAAUACAAAAUGUACGCCCUCUGUUCCUUCAUCGAGUGUAGAUGAAAGACGUACUGAGACAUUGAAGGUUCCGUCAGUUGUUAAUGUGAUAUGUACUCCGAAUGUUGAAGGGAAACAAUCCAUGUUUUCCUCGAAACAAGAUCUUUGUGAACGUGUUGAUUCCAUCAUUGGUGGGAACUACCAUCAGGAUAAGUCACCGUUUCCCGAGCAGAUUAUAAAUAUAGAUCCUGAAGCAACCAUUUCCGAAUCACAUUUCAUGCCAAAUCUUAGGUUUGCCACUUUAAUGGGAUCUGGUUCUCAAAAUGCACCAUCGGUAACUAUAUCUCAGAGCCCUUCUUCCUCCCUUCCUUCCUUCGAUCAAGUCCUUUCAUCCAGUGUUAAUCGGGAAUCAAUUUGUGAGUCAAAUAAAUGUGGUAAGCAACUGGUAGUUCCUUCUCAAAUGAAAUCUUUGAUUGCAACUCCCAAUGAUCACCCAUUUACUUCCAAUCCUUUUACCACUUCAUGUUUUACAGAAAAUGGUUACAUUGAUGGUUUAACGUCGAUUAGUUCUAAAGAAGGGAACUCCAUUACUCAUACUCCUUUAAUACUACCAACUCCAAGUUUUCAUGUAACACACCAUCCUGCUAGCACACAAUCUACAUUUGUUGUCUCACACCCUGUUACUCCUGGUGUUAUCUCUCCUGCAGAAUUACAAUCAUCUGCUCCUAUUGUUUUAUCUCUUAAAGGUAGAGCAUGUGUAGAAGCACCUCAGCCACAGGUUGCAAGUUUACCAACUAGUUCUGGUUGCGUUCUCUUACCGUUGCAAGUUAUAAAUUCUUUACCAACUGUAAAUCCUGGAAUGUCUUUACUUCUAAAUGUUAAAAAUAGUAAUGUUGUACGACAAAAUUGCACACCAUGUCUUCCAAAUUUUACUUCAGUUAAUAAUACUGUUGCUUCAGAUAAUAGUGGAUCGGUUUUUCUUCUUUCAACUCCUGGAAUUGUUACAAAUCUUAAUAGAAAUGUUUCUAGUAUUCCAGUUGUACAACUGCCGACACAACAACAUGUUAAUUUAAUUCCAUCUACCUUGUCUACUCCUAUGCUAUCUAAUUCCAAUGUAUCAACUUUUCGGAGUUCAUCUACAUUACCAAAUAGUUUUAACACUAUCCCAGGUGAUAUAAAAUAUUCAAACACUGCACAAUUACCUUUGGGAACACAACUUUUUAUUCUUCGUUCAACAUCGAAACCAACUAUUAUUAAUCCUACAUAUUUGAAUACUUCUUCUUUAUCUGUAAGUACAGUAAAUGGAAUGUUUAAUUCUUUACCUAUUUCAUCUACUGCUACUGGUUUAACUGUAGUGCUAGCUAAUCCAACUCCUAAUAAAUUUUCUGAAUCAGGGAAUGUAGUUUUUCUUCCAACAGUAUCUAGUAGAUCAAACAUAUUUCCAUUAUGUACUACGGACCCAUUGACAUCCAUUUUUUCAUCGGCAUCAUCUUCAUUUAUAACAACGAAAUCAUCAUCAUCAUCGUUAUCGUCACCAUCCUCAUCAUCCUCGUCAUCAUCAUCAUGGACAAAUAUAUCAACAUUAACCAAUCAUGAUAUUAACAAUUUAGCUAGUAAUUCCACAACAUUAAAUUCAUCUCCAAUUACUACUACAAAUACAUCGGAUAUGAAUUUUAAAACUUCAGUAGAUACAUCAAAUGAGACAUCGUUAUCUUUUCCAUUAACUUUAUUAUCUAAUACUCCUCAACAAACAAUGAUUUUAUCAUCUCAACCUUGGAUUUCAUUUUCUUCAUCUGGUGAUAAUCAUAAUAAUAAUAAUAAUAAUGUAUUUACACCAUCACAAAAUUUCAAUACUCAUACAUUUCUUUCACCUUCAGCAACUACAUUAUCAGCGUCAUUAUCAUCUGUGUCUUCCUCUUCAUGUAAAUCAUUGGAUAAUAAUUCUUUACCUUCUUCUUCCAUUUCAUGUUCAAAUGGUAGUUUAGAAACAUCCAAAUCUAAUCAUUCUAUAACUUCUAGUUCAAUAAUAGGCAGUUGUCUGCCUCCUACAGUCUCUUCAUUAUCCUCUAUUAUUGUUAACGGUAGUAAUAAAGAUAGUAAAGCUGGUACAUUCUGUACUUCAAAAAACCAACAGAAUGAUGUUAAGACAAGUGUCAUUGUGUUGCCUUCUGCAGAUAAGUUACUUUCUUCGCGUAAUUAUUCACAACUAUCCAACUUAGCAACUCAACAAAAUAGUAAAUAUCAGGAUGUAAAAUGUAGACGUUUGUCUUAUUCCUGUCCUAGUACACCUUCCAUUCCAUCCACUACUGUUUCUGUGUCUACCACCUCGUCUGCAUCACUACAAACCAAUGUGAUAUCAUCUACGAGUAUGGUUACGUGUUGUUCAAGGCGUAGACAUCAGUGUCCUUAUUGUCCAAAAUCUUGUGAGAGAAAGGAUAAUCUUCAAGCUCAUAUCCGUACUCACACUGGAGAACGACCGUAUCCAUGUCGUUAUUGUCCUAAAGCAUUUCCUCAGAAAGAUCAUUUACGAGCUCAUAUUCGCACACAUACAGGGGAAAAACCUUACAGAUGUCCACAAUGUCUUAAAGCAUUUGCUCAACUGGGUAAUCUUCAUCGACAUGUUAAAACUCACCGUCGAUAAAUUUAUUUUAUAAGAUUCAAUAUCAUUCAGACUGGCAUUCUAUGUGUAUAAACUUCUUUAUUCCAUUCUACCAUAUAAAAAAAAUAUGGUUCAGUCAACUAAUUCAUUCGUAGCAAUUAAUUAGUAGCAAUCAAUAAUGCAUUUACUACUCUUAUAUUCCUUGAUUUUUUUUUUAUCUAAACUCUGAUUUCAAAAAUACUUCAUUAUUCAAAUUGAUUAUUUAUUUCUUGAUUCUAUCUGUGUUUUUUUUUAUUUUAUUCUGUAGUUUCAUUCAGUCAGCUUUACUGAUUAUCAUCACUGGCUACUACUCUUACUCCUACUCCUACUACUAUUACACUU